This is a messenger RNA of Ostertagia ostertagi, 633 nucleotides long. Lineage: Eukaryota; Metazoa; Nematoda; Chromadorea; Rhabditida; Trichostrongylidae. The record is from the annotation of a GenBank genome assembly.
AGAAUCGAUGUGCAGAAGCGACUGAAUAACUUCCAAGAGUAUAUCAAUAAACGUGCAUUAUUGGAGUGGGUACGUAUAACUGGAUGCGAAAAUCCUCAUAAAUGGAAAUACGAUAAAUUACUGCCAAACCUUGCAAACGCAAUAGUGUCGUACGAUUUUUGGAAGUACUUCAUGUCUGAAGGUAGGAAGCGCUUAGCAGAAUAUAACAAGGACAAAGGAACUAAAAUAGCAAUCUUGAAGGAGCUCACAAUAAAGAGCUCCGAUCAAAACAAUUUAGGCUUAUUGUUACGUAUGAAAAUAACCGACAUCUACAAGGCAAAAGGGAAACCCGUACCGGAUAUGUUUAUAAGGCGUGGCAUGAUACACUGCCGGUUUUUGAUGAGGUUCGAUAUGAACAUACUGAAGAUGGAUAUAAGGCCUAACCGAAUUGUGUGCUCAAUGUCCGAAAAGGAGAAGGAAGAAUUCAAUGAAAGGUCACGACAAAUAGUGGUGCACAAUACAAGUGGGCGAAAGCGUACUAUAGCCGGAGCAUUAGAAGAGGAGGAUCUUCCUAUGGAGCGUAUAAUGGAAGGAGUGAAAACUGUUGGAUGUAUGGAGGGGCAAACAGUAGAAAACAACCUACACUCCAAAGAG